Messenger RNA from Spea bombifrons (plains spadefoot toad), 3480 nucleotides. It is a transcript of the gene TLK1, whose product is annotated as tousled like kinase 1. Lineage: Eukaryota; Metazoa; Chordata; Amphibia; Anura; Pelobatidae. Gene Ontology annotation, cellular component: nucleus. Gene Ontology annotation, molecular function: protein serine/threonine kinase activity; ATP binding. Gene Ontology annotation, biological process: intracellular signal transduction; chromosome segregation; peptidyl-serine phosphorylation. The transcript has 21 exons. Bases 324 to 2606 code for a protein of 760 amino acids. The record is from RefSeq and is a predicted model, not a curated record.
AUUUUUAUCAGUGGCAUUUUGCCGGAGGUGCACGGGCCUCGCGAUAGUGUUUGCACAAGCGGAGCGUGACGCCGAACUGAUGCAAAGGUUACACAGGCUACUUGAAGACGCAGUGCAGAGGUGCGGGCAGGUUGUGUGAUCAGCACCCGAUCGGAGCCCAGCCGAGGGGGGCCCCGAGAGCCGGGAAUCCGCUGCCCUCCCGCAGCUCUCCAGCCGGGUGGAUUAUCUCGCGUGUUUAUUGAGGCUGUUAUUAUUACACGGGGAGACCCGGCCAUGACCGGCCUGGCCCACCGGUGCCUCCCCCGAUCCAAGAAAGUAGCUUGAUGAGUGUCCAAAGUAACAGUGGAAGUUUGGAGGGGCCGCCAUCUUGGUCCCAGCUCUCCACGUCCCCAACGCAGGGCUCGGUUUUCCUGCGGAAUAAUACACCACCUGGCAAGGCCAAAGAAGGUGUCAUGGAUGAACUCCAAAGCUUGGACCCAAGAAGGCAGGAGUUGUUAGAAGCGCGGUUCACCGGUGGUGUCAGUGGCAGCACUGGGAGCACUGGCAGUUGCAGUGUAGGAGCAAAGGCCUCCACAAACAAUGAAAGUUCAAACCACAGUUUUGGAAGUCUUGGUUCUUUAAGUGACAAAGAGUCAGAGACGCCAGAAAAGAAGCAGCCUGACUCUUCAAGAGGAAGAAAAAGAAAGGCUGAAAAUCAGAGUGAAAGCAGUCAAGGAAAAAAUAACGGGGGACGGGGACUCAAGAUUAGUGAUUUUUUUGAGUACCAAGCUGGGAAUGGUUCCAGUCCUGUAAGAGGCAUACCUCCUUCCAUACGGUCUCCGCAGAACUCACACUCACAUUCCACACCGUCUUCUGUCCGACAGAACAGCCCUUCUCCCACUGCUUUAGCUUUUGGGGACCAUAUUCUUACUCCAACAAAGCAGUUAUCAUAUAAAUUAAUCCAGACGGAUCUCACGAUGCUGAAACUAGCAGCCUUAGAAAGUAAUAAAAACCAGGACCUGGAAAAAAAGGAGGGCAGAAUAGAUGAUUUGCUCAGGACGAACUGUGAUCUCAGGCGACAGAUAGACGAACAGCAAAAAAUUCUUGAAAAGUAUAAAGAAAGAUUAAAUAAAUGCAUCUCGAUGAGCAAGAAACUUCUUAUUGAAAAGAGCACCCAGGAGAAGCUGGCCAGCCGCGAGAAGAGCAUGCAGGACAGACUACGCCUUGGACAUUUCACAACCGUGCGGCACGGAGCCUCGUUCACCGAACAGUGGACAGACGGUUUUGCUUUUCAAAACCUCGUCAAACAGCAGGAAUGGGUGAACCAGCAAAGAGAAGAUAUAGAACGACAAAGAAAACUGCUGGCCAAGCGGAAGCCGCCAUCAACUAAUAACGCUCAGGCGCCCUCCGCCAAUUCUGAACCAAAGCAGAGGAAAAAUAAGGCUGUAAAUGGGGCUGAAAACGAUCCCUUUGUCAAACCUAGUUUACCCCAAUUGUUAACUUUAGCGGAAUACCAUGAGCAGGAAGAAAUUUUUAAGCUUCGACUGGGACACCUGAAGAAGGAGGAAGCGGAAAUCCAGGCUGAGCUGGAACGUUUGGAAAGGGUGCGGAAUCUUCACAUACGAGAGCUGAAAAGAAUAAAUAACGAAGACAAUUCACAAUUUAAAGAUCACCCUACGCUGAACGAACGAUAUUUAUUGCUUCAUCUUCUGGGCCGAGGUGGUUUUAGUGAAGUGUACAAGGCUUUUGAUCUUUAUGAACAGAGAUAUGCUGCUGUGAAAAUUCAUCAGCUCAACAAGAGCUGGCGGGACGAGAAGAAAGAGAACUACCACAAGCAUGCCUGCCGAGAGUACAGAAUACACAAAGAACUGGAUCACCCCAGAAUAGUCAAACUUUAUGAUUACUUUUCCUUGGAUACAGACACAUUUUGUACAGUGCUGGAAUACUGUGAAGGCAAUGACCUCGACUUCUACCUAAAGCAGCAUAAGCUGAUGACCGAAAAAGAAGCCAGAUCCAUUGUAAUGCAAAUUGUCAAUGCACUACGUUAUCUAAAUGAGAUCAAACCACCCAUCAUCCACUAUGACCUAAAGCCAGGAAACAUCCUUCUGGUCGAUGGCACAGCUUGCGGGGAAAUAAAGAUCACAGACUUUGGAUUGUCCAAAAUAAUGGAUGACGACAGCUACGGUGUUGAUGGAAUGGACCUAACUUCCCAGGGGGCAGGGACGUACUGGUAUCUGCCCCCGGAAUGCUUUGUCGUGGGUAAGGAGCCACCCAAGAUUUCAAAUAAAGUAGACGUGUGGUCAGUUGGGGUCAUAUUUUUCCAGUGUCUUUAUGGUAGAAAGCCUUUCGGUCACAAUCAAUCCCAGCAAGACAUCUUACAGGAAAACACCAUAUUAAAAGCCACAGAGGUUCAGUUUCCGGUGAAGCCUGUUGUAAGCAACGAAGCCAAGGCAUUUAUAAGACGGUGUUUAGCGUACAGGAAGGAGGACAGAUUUGAUGUCCACCAACUGGCUAAUGACCCAUACCUUCUCCCUCACAUGAGAAGAUCCAAUUCUUCAGGAAACCUGCAUAUGGCAGGGCUAGCGGCAUCUCCAACACCCCCUGCAUUGAGCAUUAUUUCAUACUGACACUCAAAUCACGGCCGGCAUGAUUAUUUCUUUAAGAGCUUGCAGGUGCAAAAUUUAGUUCAAAGGCAAAAAUUAAGAAAAAAAAGUUUUUGUUUUUCCAAUCAAAGAAGGAAUUGAGAGCAUUUGUGGGGUGGGUUAUUCUUUAUAGUGUUAUUCGUAUGCGGAGAGGGAAAAAAAUGUGAAAAAAAAAAAUGUACCCUUUGACUGUAAUGAUGUUUGACGUUGGCUUCAAUUCAAUGUGUUUAAAUGGCUUUGAGCCUCCGAAAAUUACUUGAUCUGCGUACAGGUGUUAAAGGGACUCCUUCACCUAAAUGAGGUUUACGGUACAUUACAGAAUUGCAUGACGGAUUAAUGACAAAUUGUGUGUGUUCUAAUAAAUUUGUAAGCAGAUGUUUUAAUAUGCGCAAGGGGGGGGAGAAAGAGUGUUUAGUUUUUUGGCUUUGCCCCCUUUGGGACAUCGCCAGGCAGUCCCAUAUACAAAUAAACUAUGGCUUUCAUAUGGUUCUGCUUGAAAACAUCUCUGCGGUUGUGUUUGUCCUUGCAGACACGACGAGCAGACCGUUUAAUGCUCUACGUUUGCCUUGUAAACAUUGUUUGGGUCCAAGAGUCCCUGUAUAAGCAACAGGUCGUUGGUUUGGGGCCCAAUGUCAAAAUAAACAUAAUGCUGCACACGAUAUCAGGCUUGCUGUAUGUCUAAGAUGGAUUUUUCUUUCUCUUCUUUCCUUUUAUCCCCCCCUGAAUGGGACUUUGUAAAUACUUUUUGUAAUACUAAAACACAAUUGGUUGAUACUGGAGAGUUCUAGCAUGAAGGGCAUUUUUCAUUAUACAUAUAUAUAUGUAAAAUAAUUAAAUUAAAAAAAUAACAAAAAUAACU